AUGCAUGACACCAAAGUCACGGAUGGCUCGCUUUGCGAGAAGGAUAUCCAAGCUGAAUCAAGUGAAGAAAUCCAAAUCGAUCCGAUCGCAGAAAAAAAGCUUAUCCGCAAGUUGGACCUCAUCCUAUCACCUAUGAUGGUUAUAGUGUUCUUGGUGGCCUACCUUGACCGUUCCAACGUCGGAAAUGCUGCUAUUGCAGGUAUGAAUGAGGACCUGAACCUUACCGGCAACCGUCUCAAUGUCGCCGUGACCCUUUUCUAUGUGACAUAUAUCGCAUUCGAACUCCCUUCGUCACUUCUGCUGAAGCGACUACGCCCGUCUCGUCUGAUCCCUUUCUUCAUCAUCAGCUGGAGCGCUGUCAUCAUUGGGGCUGCAUUUGUCCAGAGUUAUGCUUCUCUCAUUGCUACACGCCUUCUAUUAGGUGCCUUUGAAUCUGGGCUGUUUCCCUGUCUCACCUUGUACCUCAGCAUGUACUACAGGCCCCUAGAGCAAGCUCGAAGAGUAUCGUAUCUUUUUGUUGCAUCUGCCUUGAGCGGCGCUUUCGGUGGACUACUGGCGUACGGCUUGACAAACCUGCAUGGUGCAAGAGGUCUUGCUGGCUGGCGUUGGCUGUUUCUCGUCGAGGGACUCAUUUCGAUUGUCGUAGGGUUUGCAAUGAUUUUCCUUCUUCCUGACAAUUUUGAGACUGCAUGGUGGCUGAAUGAGGACGAAAAGGCGCUCCUUCGCGCUAGACACGAAAAAGAACGACUCUACCAAGGCAAAUCGAUGACAACGGAUGCCAUGGACAAAACCGAAGUCAAACUGGCAUUCAAGGACCCCAAGCUAUGGCUGAGCGCUGCAUGUCAAUUUUGCGCAAACACCUGCUCCUUUGGUUUCUCGACGUUUCUUCCUGUAAUCAUCCGUGGAUUCGGAUACUCAAGCAUCCGCACUCAGCUUUUGACAGUACCAGUAUACAUCUGGGCCUCGGCGGUGUAUCUCUUUAUCGCUUUCUGCUCGGACUAUGUCAAUCGCCGCGCCUACUUCAUGAUUCCUUUGGCCUUAGUCACAUCGGUUGGUUAUGCUAUGAUGCUCGGAGUUUCAAUGGCAUCAACAGGUGUACUAUACUUUGCAACGUUUGUUACGGCCACCGGCAUUUUCUGCUGUGUUGGACUUAACGUUACAUGGGUUAUCAACAGCAAUGCUGGGUACUUCAAGCGCGCUACCGCUAUUGGUCUGCAACAAGCCAUUGGUAACUCAGCGGGCAUCAUGGCUGGUCAGAUCUACCGUCUCUCCAAUAGCGAUGGUCGAUACGUAAUUGGCCAUGCGAUAUCCAUCUGUGCAAUCACAAUAGCAGCUUGCGGGUACGGCAUCAUGUACAUUGUGCUUCGCAAGAUCAACAGGAAGAGGGAGAGAAUGACUAUUGAAGAAAGGAUCAGGGAGAUUGACUCUGGGAAAUUGGGCGAUCGUCACCCGGAUUUCCGUUAUACUUUAUAA
This is a messenger RNA of Bipolaris oryzae ATCC 44560, 1473 nucleotides long. RefSeq lists its product as uncharacterized. The transcript is spliced from 6 exons. Gene Ontology annotation, molecular function: transmembrane transporter activity. The record is from RefSeq and is a predicted model, not a curated record. NCBI's taxonomy places the organism in Eukaryota, Fungi, Ascomycota, Dothideomycetes, Pleosporales, Pleosporaceae. Bases 1 to 1473 code for a protein of 490 amino acids. Gene Ontology annotation, biological process: transmembrane transport. Gene Ontology annotation, cellular component: membrane.